This is a messenger RNA of Candoia aspera, 2650 nucleotides long. It is a transcript of the gene DNAI1, whose product is annotated as dynein axonemal intermediate chain 1. The coding region runs from base 168 to 2561 and encodes 797 amino acids. The record is from RefSeq and is a predicted model, not a curated record. NCBI's taxonomy places the organism in Eukaryota, Metazoa, Chordata, Lepidosauria, Squamata, Candoiidae. The transcript is spliced from 21 exons. Gene Ontology annotation, molecular function: dynein light chain binding; dynein heavy chain binding. Gene Ontology annotation, biological process: cilium movement; outer dynein arm assembly. Gene Ontology annotation, cellular component: outer dynein arm.
AGCGCGAGCCCUCCACCCGGCGGCCCUUCUCCCCUCAGCCGCCGCCUCUAUAGUCACUUCCGGUUGGUUGCCAGGGGUGCCGGAGUCAACUUCCGGCAGCUGAGGACUAGGAUAGAAAGCGAAGAACGGGCCGGGGCGGCGGCGGCAGCGGCGGCGCUGGUCUCGAGAUGCCGGGGAAGGACCUCUACCGGCGCAAGCAGAGUCAAAUUGGAAUUCGAACUUCAAAAUCAACUCUAAGGAGAAGGGAUGAAGAAGGUGGUGUUGAAGUGGGUGAGGGUGCUGAUGAAUGGGGACAAGCCAAGUCAUUAAUCAAGCCCCCAGACCAGCUGGAGCUGACUGAUGCAGAACUGAAAGAGGAAAUAACCCGCAUCCUGAGAGCCAAUAACCCCCAUGCUCCACAGAACAUCGUCAGGUACAGUUUUAAAGAGAGAGCCUACAAGCAAACCUCCGUGGUGGAGCAGACGGCAGUUCACUUCUCUCUGUACGGGAACCUGGUCUUCAAAGAUUCGGAUGAGGGCCGGAGGCAGAGCAUGAAGGUCGGUUCAUCUGCUGUGCCUCCUGUUUCAUCUCUCGUUCUGGACUUUGAUGCUCUGGAUGAGGAGCUUAAAGAAGCCGAAGGGGAAACAGAAGAAACAGAGGCAGAAGCAGGAGGAAAAGAGAAAGUGGAUCAGCCGGACCCUGGCGGAAUCCCGGUAGCCCCCUGUGCUCCCCCGGUGGCCUGGAGACAAGCGGAAUCCCCCCUCCUGAAUGAAGCGGUGGGCAGCUGCAGCAGAGGUCUCCAGCGGCGGCAGCGGCAUACCUGGGUGGGCCUGAGUAGACCUCCUGUGGACCCUGGAGGACCCCAGUGGAUCACGAUAGUCCCCUGUGCUCCCCUGGUGGCCCCUGGAUAUCUAUGGAUGGGCUGGACGGCGCCCCGCAACGGCAGCCCUUGUAACAGACUGAAACCUGUUGGGGCUGUAGCCCAGGAAGAAAAGGAGGAAGAAGCUCAUCCUCGAGGAGUGCAAGAACGAAAGCUGACCAACAAGUUUAAUUUCAGUGAGAGAGCCUCCCAGACCUACAAUAACCCUGUGCGGGACAGGGCCUGCCAGAUGGAGCCCCCACCCAGAGCAACGUUCUCGGACACUGCCAACCAGUGGAAGAUCUACGAUGCUUAUGUGGAAGAACUCCAAAAGCUGGAAAAGUCAAAGGAGAAAGAAAAACAAAAAGCCCCAGUGGCCAAGAAAGAAGACAAGAUGAUGGGAAGGAAACUGACUUCUCUAGAAUCCCAGAGUGAUGACAUCAACAAAGUGGCAAAGGCUGCGAAGAUUGUGGAGCGGAUGGUCAAUCAGAACACCUUUGAUGAUAUUGCUCAAGAUUUCAAGUACUUUGAAGAUGCGUCCGACGAAUAUAGAGAUAACAUGGGGACCCUUCUCCCUCUGUGGAAGUUUCAGUUUGACAAAGCCAAGAGGCUGGCCGUCACUGCCCUCUGCUGGAACCCCAAAUACAAAGACUUGUUUGUCGUUGGACACGGCUCUUAUGACUUCAUGAAACAGAGCCGUGGGAUGCUCCUGCUGUACUCCUUGAAGAACCCCUCCUUCCCCGAGUACAUCUUCAGCAGCGAGAGUGGCAUCAUGUGCUUCGACAUCCACAUCGACCACCCCUAUCUGAUUGUGGUGGGCUUCUAUGAUGGCAACGUGGCCAUCUACAACCUGCAGAAACCCGCUGCCAUGCAGCCGGGCUACAAAAGCAGCGCCAUGUCUGGCAAGCACAGUGACCCCGUCUGGCAGGUCAAGUGGCAAAAAGAUGAUAUGGACAAUAAUUUGAAUUUCUUCUCUGUCUCUUCGGAUGGCCGCAUUGUCUCCUGGACCUUAGUUAAGAAUGAGCUGGUUCAUACGGAUAUCAUUAAGCUACUGGUUGAAGGAACUACAAUGGAAGGGCCAGAGGGGCUGCAGCUGUUCACCAUUGGAUGUGGCACUUCAUUUGAUUUUCACAAGAAGAUUGAUUAUCUGUUCCUUGUGGGUACUGAGGAAGGCAAAAUCUACAAGUGCUCAAAGUCCUACUCGAGCCAGUUCCUGGACAUCUUUCAUGCUCACCACAUGGCUGUUGAUGCCAUCAGCUGGAACCCCUUCCACAGCAAGGUCUUCAUUUCCUGCAGCUCAGACUGGACGGUGAAGAUCUGGGAUCACACCAUCAAGACUCCCAUGUUUAUCUAUGACCUGAAUUCUGCUGUUGGCGAUGUGGCCUGGGCACCUUAUUCCUCCACUGUCUUUGCUGCUGUAACCACUGAUGGGAAGACCUACAUCUUUGACUUAAGUGUCAACAAAUAUGAACCUAUUUGCCACCAGCCAGUGGUAGCCAAGAAGCGAAACAAAAUCACCCAUGUCCAGUUCAAUGCCGUCUACCCCAUCAUCAUCGUUGGUGAUGACCGUGGCCAUAUCACCUGCCUGAAACUCUCUCCCAAUCUCCGCAAGAUGCCCAAGGAGAAAAAGGGCCAAGAGGUGCAGAAAGGGCCCGAGGUGGAGAUUUUAAAGCUGGACAAACUGCUCAACUUGGUGAGGGAACCAGCCAAGGCUGGCAAGUGAGGAGUCCGUGGGCAGGACGCCAACACGCACCUCUCCCCUGCGGUGGGGAAGCCCCCCGAGUCCAGGAGCAAGAACGCUUCGUCCGGGAC